Molecule: messenger RNA, 624 nt
Organism: Adineta steineri
Lineage: Eukaryota; Metazoa; Rotifera; Eurotatoria; Adinetida; Adinetidae
Source: the annotation of a GenBank genome assembly
AUGUCUUCGAAUGAAGUACAAAAUCCUGUGAAUGAGGAAUCAAAUGAAGUAUUAGAACAAAAAUAUUUUCAAUCUCGUCCAGAAACUUAUAAUGGUGCUGAACGUGAUCUCUAUUUAUGGACACAAACCAUAAAUGAUAUUGAUGUUCGAGUUAAAAUUCCAAAAACUAUUAAAAAAGGCAAAGAAGUCAAAGUAAAUUUAACUAAACAACAUAUAAAAGUUGAUAUAAUCGAAUCGAAUACAUUCAAAACAAUUAUUGAUAGUGAUUUACCAUGGGCAAUACGUGCUGAAGAUUCUACAUGGAGUUUAGUACCUGGUGAAUAUAUUCUUAUUUCAAUGGAAAAAGCAUUGGAACGUUGGUGGGAAAAUGUUUUAGUCGAUGAAAAAAAAAUUAAUCUUAAAAAUAUUCAACCUGAAAAAUCUAUGGAAGAUUUAGGUCAAGAAGAACAAAUGAAAAUUCAUCAAAUGAUGUAUGAUCAACGACAAAAAGCGAUGGGUUUACCAACAUCAGAAGAACAAAAAUAUCAAGAUAUUAUGAAACAAGCAUGGAAUGUUGAAGGAUCACCAUUUAAAGGACAACCUUUUGAUCCCUCUAUUGUUGAAUCGAUGAGAAAAGCUGAAUAA